AUGUUGCAAUCGUGUAUAUACACGUGCGUUGUUUGCCUACGUGACAUAAUUUACACCAUACGACCGUGUACAUACGAGUUGAUAUAGGUAUAAAAGUUUAUUGGUAUGAGUAUUCGAAAAGUUCGCGAUGGUUUUAACGCGUCACGAAUGACGAUAAACGGAUUAUAUUGUAUGUACAUACGAGUACUGUACGGGUAUAUCAAGUGCAAUAGUAAUAUUUGAAACGUUAGAAUCAGUUCGAUCUUCUCAACUGGCGGUUCGAUAUCAUAUUUGUUUGGCAAAUUUUUGCAAAACGUGCGAAACGUUAUUUUCGUAAACAAGUUGCGAUAAACAGCAAACAACAACACAAAGUCAAUAAGAAAGUGUCGUAACAGUGUAAAAAGUGUAUUAAAUCUUGGUUUGGUGAAAUUUUUCGCGAAUUUCACCAGACGCCGAAUUGUGAUUACUUGGCUAAAUUUAUAGAAAGUAAUUCACGCACGCGUUCUUGACGAGCAGCAGAAGCGCUAUUAAAAUGGAUUUCAUGAUGAAGCAUAACCUGGGCGUGCAGAAUUUAAUUUUGGAAGAGUGUUUGAUAUGUUUUGCCAAACUCGGACACUGUGAAGUAAACUUUAGAAGACUGCAAAAAAAGUGAUUUUAGAGAAAUUUAGUCAAAAAAAAGUGUAGUGCAAUAUAAAAAAUUAGAAAAAAUUGGUGCAGGGAAAAUUAAUUCUUGGUAUUUUUUGUAAAAAUCAAAAUCUACGCAAGAAAAUUUUUGGGGAAAAAUAUUUUUUGAAAAAAAUUUUUUGGGAAAAAAUAUUUCGAAAAAAAAUAAUCAAAAAAUUAGUUUUUUUACGAAAAAAACUAAACAUUUUUGAUUAAUUUCGAAGAUACCCAAGAUUUCAACCAGAAGAAGUCUGGUGUUCAGUUGGACCUCUCCUACCGACACAUCUCGCUCGCCAACUCAACGCGGCGUCGCCGUCAGUUGGCCAUAGCCGGCGUCUCGCACUCGCACAGUGCGUCCGCGGCCGCCGAGCCAGCAGCACCACACACGUGAUCCUCUUUGCGCGCCCCGGUCCCGAGAAGGAUUACCACCACGCCAGCCAGGAUGACCGCGCGCGGCGGGCGCGUGCCCAUGCAGUGCGUGCGUGCGGGGUGGUGAAGACGUCCCCGCGCCUUCCCCAUUUCGAGUGUGCGUGUGUGGCGACUCCAGGGCGGCGAUGCCUCAGUCAUGGUGAAGGCGCCGUCGCUGGGGUUGCUUGUAGCUACUAUGUGUUGCAUCGCCAGCUGUGCCAGUGCGCCCGCUCCCAUUGACUACCACCACCAUCACCAGCAGCAGCAGCAGCAGCACCAGGAGUUGCUCAUUGACGACGGCGCGGAAUUCGCGCGCGCCGAGCGCAGCGCUUCGAGCAUGGCGCGCAAGAUUCAGUUCUUCAUCAAGAACUAUCACCUGCAGAUCUUGCCGGAUGGUACCGUGAAUGGCACUUUGGAUGAUGGCAGCGUUUAUACUAUACUUCAGCGCACGGCGAUUGGCAUUGGCAAGCUGAAGAUCCAAGGCGUCGGAACCUGUCAGUACUUAUGCAUGGACGCGUGCGGUUUUCUCUACGGAUCGAGGGAGUUUAAUGAAGAAUGCGUCUUCAACGAGAUGAUCCAAGAGCACCACUACAACACCUACUCCUCAACGAGGUACUCCAAUGAAAAACGCACCAUGUACCUAGCGCUGAACCGAAAGGGUACACCUCGCAAGGUGCUGCUACAUGCCGGACACCCUCUAGGAAGGUUAUCCUCAUACACCAGGGUCCUCACCAGGACGGUACCACCUCAGAAACUGGAGGAUCUCCACCCGGUGCGACAUCACGGGCAUUCCUGCCCCGCGGAUCCAGUCAAACCCCAUUCACAACAACAAGCCCCGACGCGUUGUCGACGCCACAAGAAGCGCAAGAAACGAAAACGAAAGUGUCCCGAAGAUGAAGACUCCCUGGCUGCCCCAGGGGAGUCGCCCUGCAUCGGGGGCGGUGGAAAAAGACAACGCGUACGACCCGUAGCCAAUAGCCAUAGUAACAUUAAUAGUAGCCAUAGGUGUGAAUCGGACGAUAGUGAAGAGUGCCAAAGAGUUGUUGUUGAUCUGAACGUUGGUGGUGGUGGUGGUAAGAAGGCGAGCAGUAGUAGUGCGAAGACGAAAUUAGGUGAUAGACUGGCGUCGAGUGGCGCGAAGAAGAAGCGGCUGCAGAUGAAAGGUAUUACGAAGUUGGCCGGGGGCGGCGGCGGCGGUGGUGGUGGAAGGAAACGAGUGCGGAAUACAACGCAUGGGCCGCCCACGACCACGCCUCUUCCCACAUUGGUGGAGGAGGGUACUGAGGAGGGUGAUUAUCUCGACGGGACGACGGCGUUGGAGUGGGAUGAUCCCACGGCGGCGCCGACGCCCGAAGAGGCGGCCGCGCUGCCGGAUUGACUCGGCGUCGACAGGACUGAAGCAACUACGAACGUAACGACGACGACUACAAUGACGACAUGGACACCGCCUCCUGACGCCCAGGGGGGCGGGUGUUCUCUUCAUGCCACUCCUUCAUCAUCCACUCGCAUGUUUUUCUAUUUAUUUCUACUAUUUAUUAUAUUUUGAAAAUUGUACAUAAAUUAAGUAAUCAUAUACCUCGCUAUACAAUAAUAAAUAUUGAGAAAUACACACACGAUAAAUAA
Messenger RNA from Dalotia coriaria, 2673 nucleotides. RefSeq names its product fibroblast growth factor branchless (gene bnl). Gene Ontology annotation, biological process: animal organ morphogenesis; positive regulation of protein phosphorylation; regulation of cell migration. Gene Ontology annotation, molecular function: fibroblast growth factor receptor binding; growth factor activity. NCBI's taxonomy places the organism in Eukaryota, Metazoa, Arthropoda, Insecta, Coleoptera, Staphylinidae. The transcript is spliced from 3 exons. The coding region runs from base 1208 to 2428 and encodes 406 amino acids. Gene Ontology annotation, cellular component: cytoplasm. The record is from RefSeq and is a predicted model, not a curated record.